Molecule: messenger RNA, 1785 nt
Organism: Dipodomys spectabilis (banner-tailed kangaroo rat)
Lineage: Eukaryota; Metazoa; Chordata; Mammalia; Rodentia; Heteromyidae
Exons: 2
Coding region: 1-1785 (594 amino acids)
Source: RefSeq, a predicted model, not a curated record
AUGUUCGGGGUCUGUGGCCGAAACUCAAGCAAAGAUGAAAUAGUGGAGAGUCACAGCACGGUGCACGCCCCGCACGCGCCGCCGAACCCCGAGCCAGCCUGCCCACGGCACGGCACGGUGCACGCCCGGCACGCGCCGCCGAUCCGCCAAGCCAGCCUGCCCACGCCACAGCACAGCACGGUGCACGCCCGGCACGCGCCGCCGAACCCCGAGCCAGCCUGCCCACGCCACGGCACAGCACGGUGCACGCCCGGCACGCGCAGCCGAACCGCCAAGCCAGCCUGCCCACGCCACGGCACGGCACAGCACGGUGCACGCCCGGCACGCGCAGCCGAACCGCCAAGCCAGCCUGCCCACGCCACGGCACGGCACAGCACGGUGCACGCCCAGCACGCGCCGCCGAACCCCGAGCCAGCCUGCCCACGCCACGGCACAGCACGGUGCACGCCCGGCACGCGCAGCCGAACCCCGAGCCAGCCUGCCCACGCCACGGCACAGCACGGUGCACGCCCGGCACGCGCAGCCGAACCCCGAGCCAGCCUGCCCACGCCACGCCACGGCACAGCACGGUGCACGCCCGGCACGCGCCGCCGAACCCCGAGCCAGCCUGCCCACGGCACGGCACGGCACAGCACGGUGCACGCCCAGCACACGCCGCCGAUCCGCCAAGCCAGCCUGCCCACGCCACAGCACAGCACGGUGCACGCCCAGCACGCGCCGUCGAUCCCCGAGCCAGCCUGCCCACGGCACGGCACGGUGCACGCCCAGCACACGCCGCCGAUCCGCCAAGCCAGCCUGCCCACGGCACGGCACGGUGCACGCCCAGCACGCGCCGCCGAUCCCCAAGCCAGCCUGCCCACGCCACAGCACAGCACGGUGCACGCCCAGCACGCGCCGUCGAUCCCCGAGCCAGCCUGCCCACGCCACGGCACAGCACGGUGCACGCCCGGCACGCGCCGCCGAUCCCCGAGCCAGCCUGCCCACGGCACGGCACAGCACGGUGCGGUGCACGCCCAGCACGCGCCGCCGAACCCCGAGCCAGCCUGCCCACGCCAUGCCACGGCACGGUGCGGUGCACGCCCAGCACGCGCCGCCGAAACCCAAGCCAGCCUGCCCACGCCACGGCACGGCACAGCACGGCGCGGUGCACGCCCGGCACGCGCCGCCGAACCCCGAGCCAGCCUGCCCACGCCACGGCACGGCACAGCACGGUGCACGCCCAGCACGCGCCGCCGAUCCCCAAGCCAGCCUGCCCACGCCACGCCACAGCACGGUGCACGCCCAGCACGCGCCGCCGAUCCCCAAGCCAGCCUGCCCACGCCACGCCACAGCACGGUGCACGCCCAGCACGCGCCGCCGAACCCCGAGCCAGCCUGCCCACGCCACAGCACAGCACGGUGCACGCCCGGCACGCGCCGCCGAUCCCCGAGCCAGCCUGCCCACGCCACGCCACAGCACGGUGCACGCCCAGCACGCGCCGCCGAACCCCGAGCCAGCCUGCCCACGCCACAGCACAGCACGGUGCACGCCCGGCACGGCCGCCGAACCCCGAGCCAGCCUGCCCACGCCACGCCACGGCACAGCACGGUGCACGCCCGGCACGCGCCGCCGAACCCCGAGCCAGCCUGCCCACGCCACGGCACAGCACGGUGCACGCCCGGCACGGCCGCCGAACCCCGAGCCAGCCUGCCCACGGCACGGCGCGGUGCGGUGCACGCCCAGCACGCGCCGCCGACCCGCCAAGCCGGCACCGCAGCAGAACCCCAGCAGAAGCAGAGACAAUGA